AGAGCCUGUCGAGAAGCGGAUGUGAGGGAGGACAGUAAAAAGCUCAGGGACCAGGAGAGGGCUUGAUAUAAAGGCUGGCCGAGACGAGCUGCAGUCAGACCAGUGGAGCUCAGCUCAUCUUAAAGCUCACUUCUUUCAACUUCCCUGACCGUAGCUGACACAGCACGUGAGUAACAUAAAGUUCCUUCUUCUUCUGCUGCUGCUGUCUCUCUCUGACUUUCCCUCACUUUCUUUAACUCCUGUCUUUCUCUGUUUGACGUCCGCUUUCCUCUCUCUUACAUUUAUGUCCCCUCACUGUUGUAAGAAUGGCUAGUCCACUCCAGCUUCUUAUCUUGCCUGUCAGUGGAGCAGUAUGUUACUUCCAUGCCCCCCUCUUCCUCCUCCCUCCUCUCUCUUUCCCCUAUCUAUUUGUCAACGUCUCCCUUGCAUAAUGCCAUGGGAUCCCCUUUGUCCUUCUUUCUCGGUUAUUAUUUCCAGCACACACACACACCUCAUGUCAAACACUGUAUGUUGACCUAUUUUGACUGUUGCCUCUCUUUUCCCACUGCUAAAAACUUCAGUGAGUGUCCUGGCCGCAGUGCCACUAACCCCUGUUUAUGUGGCAACCCAGACUCUACUGUAAGUCUCUAUGAACCUAUACUAGUCUAUAUGUAUACUUAUGUACUGUAUGCGUGUGUGUCUGUUUCCAGGAUAGAGCAGUAUGAGCAUGCGCGGAGCAGUGGCAGGUUGCAUGGUGCUGGCGUGCCUUGUGGCGCUGCUGGCAGAGAGGACAGAAGGGCACAUCACCUUCUUCAGCCCAAAGGAGUUGAUGGAGAUGAAGGUAAUAUGCUCUUAUUUGAUUGGAUGAUUUAAGGAAGUAAGAAUGAGUUAUAGCUUAACAGUCACGGUUGACGUGUUGCUCUUCUUCACUGGACAAGCAUGAAAUCAUUUUAUGAUCUAAAUGAAUUCACAACAGUAAGUCCACAAUUAUUUUUGAUUAAUUCGUCUAAAGAAAACGAGUAAAAGUUUUCCUAACUUUAAGGUUAUAAUUUCUGAGGUUUUUCUCCAGGAAAUGGACAGUCUUUGGGUUUACGUUUGGAAAAGAAGUACAACUUUUUCAAUCAGGCCAGGAUUCAAAAACUCUUCGGUAAUCCAAAUUUUAAAAUCCCAAAUUAAAAAAAAAUCCUAAAAUAUAAUUAUUUUAAAAUGCUAGAUAUAGUCUUACCACAUACAAUCAUAAAUACAAAAUCAAAAUUCUCAUAUGAUUUGCACUUUUUAUACAUUCUUUUAGUUAAGUUUGAAUGAUAAUGUUACAUAACAGGCUCAAGUGCUGGAUUCAGACAGGGCCAUAUAAACAUAAGAGGCUGUGCUCAAGUGCACUGCUCAGGAAAUAAUAAACAUUAUUAAUCUGGGAAGACUUUAGGUGACGUAUCCCUUCAUGGUUAUCCACAAUAAAAAAGACAAUGCAGGUUGUAAGAGUUUAUUUAGUCAAAAAGUCUUUUUGGAUAAGUGUCCAUUUGUCUGUUUUGUGUUUGUGUGCCUGUGCUGCAGGAGCGAGAGGACAGAAAGGACAUGGCACCUCGAUCAGAGGACAGUCAGCCUGGAGAUGUGACAACCCCAGAUAACCCUCCAGUGGAAAAUGGUGGAGAUCCUGUGAGCAGACUUCCAUUUAUUCACUCAAUAUUUUAAUGUCAACAAAUAAUAGUACCAUGAAUAAAAACCUGUUGCCACUUUCUUUCUGUGGUUUUAGAACACACCUGAGGUCAGUGGUAUGCUCGUGUCAUCUGAUCAAGUGAUUACUGUGCUCGGUGGGAUAAUCCAUGAACUAGCAAAAGAUCAUCCGAAAGGUACAUAUGAUUGAAAAUGUGGUGACACACAGUGAUUGAAAAAGCCUCAGACUAACAGAGUGACGUCGCUUUAGCUUUAUUAUCAAAAUAUGUGGUUAAAUGUGAUAACAGUUUGAUUAAAACACACUGUUCUCUCACUAUCUCUUUCUUCACAGCCAAAUAGCAAGGCCAUGCACAGGAGGGGAUGAACGCUGUAAAAAUACUUCAAAAAGCACUGAUAUACUUAUAUUUUAUUGUGUUUUACUCAAUCAUUAAAUAAAGGGAAAUUAUUGUGUCACUUUAAAAAGCUUCUGGUGUUGUUUCUGAAUCCGGAUAUCAGCUCAAGUUGGCCACAUGGUGUCAGCAUCACUUAGAAAACUCAGCUCACAAGUUCAUACUUUCUACCUAAGAAUAUAACAUAAUAUUUGCAUAAAUGACAUAAUCUCUGUUGUUACUGCAGAUGUAUAAGUGCAGUUAUUUAGCCUUUCCCUAACUCCAAAUAUGAUAAGAGAUAUAAA
This is a messenger RNA of Xyrichtys novacula (pearly razorfish), 2323 nucleotides long. The record is from the annotation of a GenBank genome assembly. Lineage: Eukaryota; Metazoa; Chordata; Actinopteri; Labriformes; Labridae.